AUGACGGUGGCACGGGCGUUUGAGAAGUUCCACAACAGCACCCUCUCCCGCCGUUACGUAUGAACUGCAAAAGUAUCGUACUCGUACUAAUUGCAGUUACGCAUUACAAAUCUAGUUGUUAAGGCAAAUCAGCAUUACAAAUCUAAUUUGUAAUGCUGAGCUAAUUUGUAUUGCGAUUUAUACUAGUACGAUACUUUUGCACAGGAUAUUACGCGGCCCGGGACGACAUUCAGCCCAUUUACGCAACGGGGUUGACCGCCAUCGUUCUGCACGGAACCAGCAACGCGAACGUAUUUAAGUGAAAAAUACCCCCUCCCCAUAUCGAAAACGAAAUUUGUGAUGCUGUAUUUGAGUACACAAGUCGACUUGUAAUGCUAGAAGGCCAAGAGACGCAGCUGUGGCCUCGUUUGCAGGCAAUUUGUCAUGCUGUUCCCCACUUCCAGCUGCCCCCUGUCAUGCUGAAGAUGCAAGGCUUUCCCACGCCAACCAGCACUAGAGUCCGCAUCUUUUCCCUUCUAGCAUGACAGAGCUGAUUUGUGACCACAAAUCUGCAUCACAAAUUUCUAGGUUGAGUAUGGGGUGGGGGGAUUUUUCAUUUUGAUAGAACGCCACGGAUUCGAACUCCUCGGUGUACUCCGGGGACGAGCAAGUCGCCAUAAAAAUCGUCGACAAGGAAAAGAUUCUAACCACGUUAUUGUGAGGAAAAAUCUCUCCUUCCCGUAUCGAAAAGGAGAUCUGUGAUGCUAAUUUGUGACCACGAAUAAGCUUUGUCUUGCGUACAAGGCAAACGGCACCCAUGUGGCGCAUUGUGCAGCGAGUCUGUCGUGCGUUUUCGCCUAUGUGCGACUUGUUUCCCAUGCUCAGCUGCUAGCCAGCUGCGGACCCGAAUGGGCUUAGAAUAUGCCUACAAGCUCUUGCUGCAAUACAAAACUCAUUCGUGUACACAAAUCCAGCAACACAAAUUGUCUUUUGAAUAUGGGGUGGGGGCUUUUUUCACUUUGAUAAGCGUCCGGCUCCUCGGCGAGCGAGCUUCCGCGGGCCCAGUUCGAGGUAUCAAAUGCAAAAAUGUCUGGGUCUGGAAUGUUGUAACUUGUGAUGCUAACAACUGUGGACUCUUCUAAAAAAAUCUGUAUUGCAUGACCAGCAAGAGGAGUCUAGUUUGUGCUACGCGGGGAGGGCAUUUGUCAUGCGGAGUAGGCAUCAGGAAGCCCUCUAAAAAUCUGUGAUGCUAGGCCGUGCAUUACGGACAUCCUGGGUCAUGCAAAAUAUGCAUGACAAACCCGGCAACAUUCCAGACCCAGACACUUUUGCAAUCCAUACGAGGCCAAGUUGCACGAAUCCCUCCCCUGGCACCCGCACAUCGUCCCGCUCUUAGCGAUAUCAAAUGUAAAAAUGUCUGGGUCUGGAAGAGUCAUGCUGUUUCUGCAUGGCACAGAAGGUCUGGCGUGGAAGCUCUAGCAUCACAGGUUUCGAGAAGCUUCCGCAAUGCCGAAUCCGCAUGACAAAUCCCCCACUUUCGUGACAGAAAGUGAGCAGGGUUUUGCUGCCUAUGCAUCAGAGAUUUUUGUGUGUUCUGAAAUGCGCAUCACAAGUUACAUCCUUCCAGACCCAGACACUUUUGCAUUUGAUAAGCGAUGGAAGAAACGCAGGCCGCGGUGAUUUUGAUAACCCCCUACCUGCCGUCGGGAGACUUGUGGGACAAGAUACGGUAUGGCGACACCAUACUGGAAUCGGAAGGGAGAAAUUUCUUAGCGCAGGUCCUCCGUGCGCUGGACGUGUUCCACAGUAAGAUCAUUCGCUUGUGCUUUAUCAGUUUCGUUCUUUGUUUCGUAUGCGUGUUUUGUUCGCAUGAGAAAUUAUUUGCUGUUGCUUUGAUUACAUGUACUACAACUUCUCGUGCAUUCUUUGCAUUCUUGCACGACAACGAUAAGUACAACUACAACGAAAAUCGACGUAAUUAUAAACAUUGCAGAUCAACUCUCGCUCAUUCACGGCGACAUGAAGCCCCACAACCUUUUGCUUCGUGAAGACCAUGGGAAAUUUAUCGUCCAGCUGUGCGACUUUGGUCUGACCGAAAAAGUGGAUUUGAUAUGAACUGCAAAAGUAUCGUACUCGUAUAAAUGCAUUACAAAUGUCCGCAGCAUGAGAGAUAAAAUCUGUAAUGCGGAUUUACAGUAAGAAAAGAUUUGUAAUGCAUGAUUGCAAUACGAGUACGAUACGUUUAUACAGGAUAUUUGAACCCGCGCACGAAGAAGUUUCAAAUUCCCUUCACCGGGCUGCGUGGGACAUCCGGGUAUUUCGCGCCGGAAAUGAUAGACCAGUGUGACUACGGCUUCGCGAUCGACGUCUUCGCGCUGGGGGUCAUUCUCUUCCGCAUGCUCGCCGGGUAUGAGCCGUUUUACCCGCCCACGAACUUCGCAGACGGCCCGCUGUUUGACGAAAACUAUUGGGGUCACAUUUCCGCGCCGUGCAGGGACUUGGUGAAUCGGUACAAUGCACCUUGAAUGAUUUACCCAACUGACGGGGUUAAUUGAUAAUUCUUUGUCAUGCAGAGCUGCUGUUGCUUUUGCAUUUGCCUUACAAAAGCUGAAGUGUUGAUGCUCGUUUUGAUGCACAAAAACAAGAAACCAUGCACAAAACAGAAUGCUCGCAGUCGAUCCGGAUGCGCGAAUAUCGGUGGCGCACGCCCUCGCCCACCCCUGGAUUGUCGAGCAGCCGGAGACGAAGCCCGUAUCAAUAGGAUUCGGAGCUCCGCCAAACGAAGCGCUGAAAUUCCACGACCCCGUGAUGCUGGGUCAUGACUUUCAGCCAGUGCGGAGGUGAUAGAUCAUGCUGGUGAAGGCGGCUACUUCCUGGUACUAGCGGCACUGAGAUUUGUUCCGGCUCCGUCUUUCUGAUUCGUACACUAGAUCGUCGGCACGCGAUGAAAAUGUUGACCACUUUACGCAGCAUUUUUUGAAAUUGUUUUGGAAAUUUUGAAGCUAGUAAUUAAGAACAGACGACCUCAUGUAGAUGAACAUAUUGUGCGACCUCCAACUGUUGCUUCUUGCUUGUUAUGCCGCUGCGAGUAAGAGCCCAGUGUUAGUCAAUACCUGUGCCUGUGCGCCUGCACGUAAUAUUAUAAUCCAUCUGUGGUUGUAACUAGAUUCAAUUUCAGGCAUCGAGGAGCUGCCCUGGAAUGAUCUAGGACAAGCAGCAGGUGGAAGAUCUUCCGGAGGACGACCGCCUUGGCUCAGUUUUCCAAUCAGUUUUCUGGAAGUUGCAAUCAAGAAAAGAAU
This is a messenger RNA of Amoebophrya sp. A120, 3278 nucleotides long. The record is from the annotation of a GenBank genome assembly. NCBI's taxonomy places the organism in Eukaryota, Dinophyceae, Syndiniales, Amoebophryaceae.